AUGCCUAACACAUCUCUCCGUCGGCCGCAGAAAGGCUUUCGCCGGGGCGGUAAGGUGGCAUACCAUGGCGCCUCAAGACCACGGACAUUCGCUGCGACGACAAAUGGACGGGCAGAAGCCACCUCCACGGAUGAGAAGUGGGAGCGGACAAAGCUCUCCAACAACAUCGACGAGUCCAUGGGCUUUGCGCGAUACGAAGCCGGCCGGAAGCGCGAGGGAUGGCUCGUGAAUGUUCAGUCAACGUCAAUAGAAGACGACCGCGUAAUUGGCGGCGGUGGCCGAGCGGCACUCGACUGUUACUUCAUCGAGGAGGACGGUGCCACAUUCAAGGCGACUAUCGAGUACGAACCAUACUUCCUGAUUGCCGUGAGGAAAGGCCACGAAGGCGAAGUCGAAGAAUGGUGCAAACGAGUUCCUGGCGGUGGUGUGGUGAAGAACGUGAAGCGAGUGGAGAAGGAAGAUCUGAAGAUGCCAAACCACCUGCUUGGCUAUCGCCGAACCUUUCUCCAGCUACAAUUUGCAAAUGUGCAGAACCUAAUGGCUGCGAGGAGAGACAUCAUGCCCAUUGCGGAAAGCAAUAAGAAGGGCAUGGAUGCCAUGGAUACUUAUGCUGAGGUCGCAACGGCAAAUGUCGACCUCGACCUCUUUGAUGAUUCACGAGAUGACGAUAGACGACUUAAUGUUUCCAUUGCUGAUGCCAGCGAUUUCAUUGUGGAUAUUAGAGAAUACGACGUUCCUUACCAUGUUAGAGUAAUGAUAGAUAAAGACAUACGGGUUGGAAAAUGGUACUUUGUGGAGGCCAAACACGGAGUGACUUCGAUGGUCAUCAAUGAAGAGCACUUGGCCAUGGCGGAUCCGGUCGUCAUGGCAUAUGAUAUCGAAACGACCAAAGCACCACUGAAAUUCCCUGACGCUGCUGUCGACCAAGUCAUGAUGAUAUCGUACAUGAUUGAUGGCCAAGGAUUUCUGAUCACCAACAGAGAGAUUGUGUCCGAAGACAUUGCAGACUUCGAGUAUACACCAAAGCCAGAAUAUCCUGGCCCGUUCAUGAUCUUCAACGAACCUGACGAAAAAGCCGUUCUCGAGCGAUUCUUCCUCCAUAUCAAAGAAGCAAGGCCGACUGUCAUUGCGACUUAUAACGGUGACUUCUUCGAUUGGCCCUUCGUCGAUGCUAGGGCUAGUGUCAAUGGUAUCGAUAUGUACCAUGAGAUUGGGUGGAGGAAAGAUAGCGAGGAUCAGUACAAGUGCAACUACAGCGCCCAUAUGGACUGCUUCCAUUGGGUCAACCGAGACAGUUAUCUACCCCAAGGAAGUCGAGGUUUGAAGGCUGUUACCGUUGCAAAGCUUGGCUACGAUCCCGACGAGCUAGAUCCCGAGCUGAUGCUUCCGUACGCAUCGGAGAGACCGCAGACGCUAGCCGAAUACUCCGUCUCCGAUGCUGUUGCGACAUACUACCUGUACAUGAAAUAUGUUCACCCCUUCAUCUUCUCUCUAUGUACCAUUAUUCCACUGGGGCCGGACGAUGUUGAGCGAAAGGGAACCGGAACACUCUGUGAGAUGCUUCUGAUGGUACAAGCAUACCAGAAGGAGAUCGUUCUCCCCAAUAAGCACAUGUCCCCCCGCGAGGCGUUUUGGGAAGGCCAUCUCCUCGAUUCAGAAACCUAUGUUGGUGGUCACGUCGAAAGUAUCGAGGCUGGAGUUUUUCGAUCCGACAUUCCUGUUAACUUCGCGGUUGACACCGGCGCGGUGGACGAACUGCUGCGUGACCUUGAUGCUGCUUUGAAAUUUAGUAUCACGGUCGAGGAAAAGAAGUCUCUUGACGAUGUGACGAAUUAUGACGAGGUAAAGGAGCAGAUUACGGCGCGUUUGAACAGCCUCAAAGAGACGCCGAAUCGGAAUGAACGGCCGCUGAUUUACCAUUUGGAUGUUGCUUCUAUGUACCCGAAUAUCAUGACCACAAACAGAUUGCAACCGGACUCCAUGAUCCAGGAGUCAGAUUGCGCUGCCUGUGACUUCAACAGGCCCGGCAAGACCUGUGACAGGAGAUUACCUUGGGCGUGGAGGGGAGAGUACCUACCGGCGAAGCGAGACGAAUACAACAUGAUCAAGCAUGCUCUUGAGAAUGAAAGGUUUCCUGGAAAGUAUCCUAAUUCGCCAACACGGUCAUUCCAGGAUCUUACGCUAGACGAACAGGCGGCCCUGGUGAGGAAGCGACUUCAGACCUACUCACAGAAAGUCUACCACAAGAUCCACGACUCCACAACCAUCGUUCGAGAAGCGAUCAUUUGUCAACGAGAAAAUCCUUUUUACAUCAACACCGUCCGUGACUUCCGUGAUCGUCGGUAUGACUACAAGGGGAAAGCCAAAGUAUGGAAGGGCAAGACUGAAGGUCUCAAGUCUUCAGGCGCAUCAUCUUCGGAGAUUGAUGCCGCAAAGAAGAUGAUUAUCUUGUUCGACUCGCUUCAGCUUGCACAUAAGGUCAUCUUAAACUCGUUCUACGGCUAUGUCAUGAGAAAGGGCUCGCGUUGGUAUUCCAUGGAGAUGGCCGGUGUCACCUGUCUUACAGGAGCGACGAUUAUCCAGCUUGCAAGGCAGCUUGUAGAGAGACUUGGUCGACCACUCGAACUGGAUACCGAUGGCAUCUGGUGCAUGUUGCCAGCCACAUUUCCGGAGAACUUCGCUUUCAAGCUAAAGAACGGCAAGAAGCUAGCGAUUUCAUAUCCUUGUGUCAUGUUGAACCAUCUCGUUCACGCUCGCUUCACGAACCACCAGUACCAGACUUUAACCGAUGAGAAGACCUUCAAAUAUGAGACGCAUAGCGAUAACUCCAUCUUCUUUGAGGUCGAUGGUCCAUACAAGGCUAUGAUCUUGCCGACUUCAAAGGAGGAAGACAAAAACUUGAAGAAGCGAUACGCCGUUUUCAACGACGACGGCAGUCUAGCGGAACUGAAAGGUUUCGAGGUCAAGAGAAGAGGAGAGUUGAAACUCAUCAAGAUCUUCCAGCAGCAAAUUUUCAAGUUUUUCCUUGAGGGCACUACGCUUUCCGAGUGCUACAGUGCCGUAGCGAAGGUCGCGAACAGGUGGCUGGAUGUUCUCCAUAGCAAAGGAGCGACACUGGCGGACGAGGAGCUCAUGGAACUUAUUUCGGAGAAUCGAAGCAUGACGAAGACUCUCGAAGAAUAUGGCAGCCAAAAGUCUACCUCGAUCACAACAGCCCGGCGUUUAGCUGACUUCCUGGGAGAGGGUAUGGUCAAGGACAAGGGCCUGAAUUGUAAAUUCAUCAUUUGUUCGCGGCCAAGAAAUGCUCCUGUCACAGAGCGCGCCGUACCAGUUGCCAUCUUCUCAGCUGAGACGGAAACGAAGCGCCACUAUCUGAAGAAAUGGCUGAAGGAGGAACCAGCGGACACUGAUCCGAGAGCUUUGCUUGAUUGGGACUAUUACCUUGAGCGUCUAGGAUCGGUGAUCCAGAAGCUCAUCACCAUCCCAGCUGCCUUGCAGAAGGUCCGCAACCCAGUUCCUCGUGUACCACAUCCGGAUUGGCUGCAACGUCGUAUCAAUAUCAAGGACGACAAGAUGAAGCAGAAGAAACUCACGGAUCUCUUCAGCAGAGAGCCUCUCGAGGAUGUUACCAAUCUGAGUCGCAUGAACAUGGCCGACUUGGAAGAUUUUGGGACCAAACUUCUCAAGCCCAAGCCUGUUAGUGAUGCUGUGAACGCAACGCAAAAGGCACCAGCAGCGCAGAAGAGGAAAUCACCCGAGCCUGCUCCCGAAAAUCUGGACCCCUUUGCUGCACUUCCCAAAGUUAUGCCGUCUCCGUCUGAUGACUACCCUGCAUUCUUGGAAUACCAGAAACAAAAGUGGAAGCUGCAGAAGCAAGCAAGAAUACGCCGCCGCCACCUCUUUGGAGAUCGGCGUGGACCUAUGCAGAAUAACAUUCAGCAAACAUUCCGCAAUCAAGCCGAGAUCACAUUCCGCAACACUUGGCAGCUUCUUCAGUUACGGACAACGGACAGCCCAGGCAUUGUGACUGCGUUCGUUCUGAUCGAUAACAAGAUCCACUCAUUGAAGAUCAAAGUUCCUCGGCAGGUUUUUUUGAACUUGAAGAACAAGGAUCUGCCCGAUAUCGAAGUAGAUGGAUGCCAAGCUGAGCAGGUCAAUCAUACUCUUCCUAACGGACAUUCGUCCGUGCAUCUGUUCAAACUCACGGUGCCGGAGGACACCUUCUUCGCCGAGUCGGAGAAGUUCUCGUUGCUUUUUAAUCAUCCAAGCGUGGAAGGGGUUUACGAGCGGGAAGUUCCCCUGAACAUACGCGCUGUCCUUCAACUUGGUAAUCUCUGCACAAUUGACGAGAGUAAGCCGGGAGUGCUUGGACAGGGUCUUGACCAAGGCUUUGAUCUGCCCAAUUUGAAGCGACCAAUCAAGCCAAGGACUUAUCUUGACGGAGCUUCUAUGGCGUAUAUUUACUUGUCUCAUAUCAGUGCUGGCGAGCGGCAAAUAUUCGGGCUGUUUUCUAGCACCGGCGACCAAGCACACGUCGUUAUUCUCAACAAACAUAAGGAUAGCGGCCAGGAACUGCCUAAUAUUACCAAACUCUACUCUGAGCUCCUCUCGCGCCGAAAUCAGGAGGCAGAGGGCAGCAGCUGGCAAGACUGCUUCCCUUACCAGGAGAAGCUGACCUUCAAGAUCACACAAAUCACCACUCGUCGAAAAGCGUUCCUCGAAAUCGGUGAUAUUGUCAAGAAGAUGAAGAAGGAUGAAAUCCGACCUCUAAUGAUGGUCAUUCAAUCAUCCCAAAGAAACCUGCUUGUGCACGAUAUCCCUAUUUUAGGCGAGAUGCCGGUCUUACCACUGAAGUAUAAUGCUGAGGACAGCUCGCUUCCCCCUCUCGGCUGGCAGACUGUCGUUGCUCGACGACUCGUCAACCAUUAUCUCGGUCUCGGCUCUUGGAUCAUCCACCUCACGGCAUUAGCCCGUUAUGGUGAUGUGCCGCUGUGUAACUUGGAACGAGAGGAUCCACGAUUCUUGAUUGACAUUGCAUAUGCACGACGGCUGCAGAGUAAUAACGUUGUGCUGUGGUGGUCUGCCGCCCCUCGGCCAGAUCACGCUGGUUACGAGAAAGAUGACAUUGUUGGCCCCUUGGAGACAGUCCAAAUGCCGUCUGUCAAUAAUCCUGGGACAUACGCAUCUGUUUGCAUUGACCUGGAAGUUCGCAACUUGGCCAUCAACACAAUUCUCACAUCGUCUCUCAUCAAUGAGUUGGAGGGCGCUGACUCUAUCUCAUUCAAUCCUGCCGCGCCAGGUGGCGAUACGGAUGGUAACGAAGUUUUGUACUCGGAGGGGGCUUUUGCAAACGCCGGCGUACAAGUUCUACGAGAGAUGGUCAAGAGUUGGUGGGCUGAAGCAUGUAAGGGCAACGACAUGGCAGAUGUUAUGGUGCAGCACUUAGUACGCUGGGUGGAGAACCCUGACUCCUUCCUCUACGACCGCGCACUGCAUUACUACGUGCAGAUGAUGUCUCGCAAAGCCUUCCAGCAGUUGAUGGGCGAUUUCCGCCGUGUUGGAUCGCAAGUCAUCUUCGCUAAUGCCAAUCGCCUCCUGCUGCAAACUACAAAGUCUGAGGUUGGCAAUGCUUAUGCGUACAGCCAGUACAUCUUGAAGUCAAUCAAGAGCAAGCCACUCUUCCACUUCAUUGACCUAGAGAUCAAAGAGUACUGGGACUACCUGGUCUGGUAUGACGAGUUCAACUACGGUGGCAAAGCAACACAGGAGGUUAUCGAGGCGGACACCCAGAAGCUGGAGACUAUCAUGCACUGGCAAAUGGCCACCUUCCUUCCAGUCCGUCUACAGCCUACCUUCUCUGACUGGGUCGCCGAGUUCAUUCAACUUAUGCAUGGCCUCAAGCGGCCAAUGUUUGGUUCGGACCCAACGGCAACGCCUCGUCUUACGCAAUUACCUCAGCGUAACAAUGGGGAAGACGAUGAAGGACAGUUAAUCCUUGGCAAAACGUUUGAGCGACCCUUAAAGAAAGACAUAUCCGGUCUUCUCCAGACGCAAAAGCGAGAACUCCUGCACCCAGAACUUGCCACCGACUACAGCUUCCCGACACUACCCGGCAGCCAUCUCAACACUGGCAACCUCAAUGGCGUUCUCGAGCUCGUCAAGGCACUUAUGCAAGUCCUUUCACUUGACAAGAACAUUGUCCUCGAGGCGCGACUUCUACGCAAGGAGCUACUCGCGAUGUUUGACGUCCGCGAAUUCAGCAAAGAAGGCGCCUUCCAGAAUCCUAGCGAGAGCCUGAAGCUUACACAGGUGAGCUGUGACAGUUGUACAAUGGCUCGUGACUUGGACUUCUGCCGCGACGACGAUCUUCUCUCUGAGCUUGGACCGGACGGACGGCGCGUAGGUGCGGAUGUCACACUCUGGAGAUGUGGCUUCUGUGGGAACGAUUACGACCGAAAUGCACUAGAGGAACGUCUAAUCGCCGGCGUCGAGGCCCUGGUGAUAGAGUGGACUACACAGGAUCUGAAUGGGGAAUGGAGCGAGUCGGUCAAGAGGGAUGAGCUGGUGAGGAAGCUGAAAAUCUACAGGAACGUGGCCAGCUUCUAUGGGUUGAAGAUGCUUGGAGACGUCGUGGAGGGACUGUUUGGAGAUUUGUAG
Molecule: messenger RNA, 6657 nt
Organism: Phaeoacremonium minimum UCRPA7
Lineage: Eukaryota; Fungi; Ascomycota; Sordariomycetes; Togniniales; Togniniaceae
Product: putative dna polymerase epsilon protein
Exons: 4
Coding region: 1-6657 (2218 amino acids)
Biological process (GO): base-excision repair, gap-filling; mitotic cell cycle; DNA replication
Cellular component (GO): epsilon DNA polymerase complex; nucleus
Molecular function (GO): DNA-directed DNA polymerase activity; single-stranded DNA 3'-5' DNA exonuclease activity; DNA binding
Source: RefSeq, a predicted model, not a curated record